Molecule: messenger RNA, 2073 nt
Organism: Mizuhopecten yessoensis (Yesso scallop)
Lineage: Eukaryota; Metazoa; Mollusca; Bivalvia; Pectinida; Pectinidae
Exons: 2
Coding region: 1-2073 (690 amino acids)
Source: RefSeq, a predicted model, not a curated record
AUGUACAAACUAACCUACUCCCUGGUUAAGUACCAACAACCUACCCAUGCAACGGAAAACCAACGCAUCACAGGCAAUACAAGAGAGCCCAUGCAAAUGCACACGAGAGGGAAAAGUAAACGUAACAAUGCAGAGGAAGGCCACCAAGCCCGUUCCACUGCUGUAACAGGUGAUCUCGCGGGGGAUAACAAGGAAGGCCUGUUCUGUGGCUGGGAUGAGCAUUGGCUCGGUCAACGUACAGAACAGCAAGGGUCGAUAUAUGUUAAAAACCUAGCCAACGUACAGAACAGCAAGGGUAACUCGAUAUAUGUUAAAAACCUAGCCAACGUACAGAACAGCAAGGGUAACUCGAUAUAUGUUAAAAACCUAGCCAACGUACAGAACAGCAAGGGUAACUCGAUAUAUGUUAAAAACCUAGCCAACGUACAGAACAGCAAGGGUAACUCGAUAUAUGUUAAAAACCUAGCCAACGUACAGAACAGCAAGGGUAACUCGAUAUAUGUUAAAAACCUAGCCAACGUACAGAACAGCAAGGGUAACUCGAUAUAUGUUAAAAACCUAGCCAACGUACAGAACAGCAAGGGUAACUCGAUAUAUGUUAAAAACCUAGCCAACGUACAGAACAGCAAGGGUAACUCGAUAUAUGUUAAAAACCUAGCCAACGUACAGAACAGCAAGGGUAACUCGAUAUAUGUUAAAAACCUAGCCAACGUACAGAACAGCAAGGGUAACUCGAUAUAUGUUAAAAACCUAGCCAACGUACAGAACAGCAAGGGUAACUCGAUAUAUGUUAAAAACCUAGCCAACGUACAGAACAGCAAGGGUAACUCGAUAUAUGUUAAAAACCUAGCCAACGUACAGAACAGCAAGGGUAACUCGAUAUAUGUUAAAAACCUAGCCAACGUACAGAACAGCAAGGGUAACUCGAUAUAUGUUAAAAACCUAGCCAACGUACAGAACAGCAAGGGUAACUCGAUAUAUGUUAAAAACCUAGCCAACGUACAGAACAGCAAGGGUAACUCGAUAUAUGUUAAAAACCUAGCCAACGUACAGAACAGCAAGGGUAACUCGAUAUAUGUUAAAAACCUAGCCAACGUACAGAACAGCAAGGGUAACUCGAUAUAUGUUAAAAACCUAGCCAACGUACAGAACAGCAAGGGUAACUCGAUAUAUGUUAAAAACCUAGCCAACGUACAGAACAGCAAGGGUAACUCGAUAUAUGUUAAAAACCUAGCCAACGUACAGAACAGCAAGGGUAACUCGAUAUAUGUUAAAAACCUAGCCAACGUACAGAACAGCAAGGGUAACUCGAUAUAUGUUAAAAACCUAGCCAACGUACAGAACAGCAAGGGUAACUCGAUAUAUGUUAAAAACCUAGCCAACGUACAGAACAGCAAGGGUAACUCGAUAUAUGUUAAAAACCUAGCCAACGUACAGAACAGCAAGGGUAACUCGAUAUAUGUUAAAAACCUAGCCAACGUACAGAACAGCAAGGGUAACUCGAUAUAUGUUAAAAACCUAGCCAACGUACAGAACAGCAAGGGUAACUCGAUAUAUGUUAAAAACCUAGCCAACGUACAGAACAGCAAGGGUAACUCGAUAUAUGUUAAAAACCUAGCCAACGUACAGAACAGCAAGGGUAACUCGAUAUAUGUUAAAAACCUAGCCAACGUACAGAACAGCAAGGGUAACUCGAUAUAUGUUAAAAACCUAGCCAACGUACAGAACAGCAAGGGUAACUCGAUAUAUGUUAAAAACCUAGCCAACGUACAGAACAGCAAGGGUAACUCGAUAUAUGUUAAAAACCUAGCCAACGUACAGAACAGCAAGGGUAACUCGAUAUAUGUUAAAAACCUAGCCAACGUACAGAACAGCAAGGGUAACUCGAUAUAUGUUAAAAACCUAGCCAACGUACAGAACAGCAAGGGUAACUCGAUAUAUGUUAAAAACCUAGCCAACGUACAGAACAGCAAGGGUAACUCGAUAUAUGUUAAAAACCUAGCCAAAGAUCGAGAAAUAACUGCUCUACAAGAACAAUGGCUGUAUAACUUCGAAACAGUCCAACAUUAUUAA